Molecule: messenger RNA, 1577 nt
Organism: Mangifera indica (mango)
Lineage: Eukaryota; Viridiplantae; Streptophyta; Magnoliopsida; Sapindales; Anacardiaceae
Exons: 3
Coding region: 262-1350 (362 amino acids)
Biological process (GO): positive regulation of DNA-templated transcription
Cellular component (GO): SWI/SNF complex
Source: RefSeq, a predicted model, not a curated record
UAGCAAAUUGUUUUCUUACGAAUUUUCAAAACACUGGGGGUGUUUAAAACUCUUUAAAACAUAAGAGUAGUUUAUCCACAAUCUUCUUCCCUAUCUACCUUUCCCUUCAUAUCUCAUCUUCGAAGCGACACUGUCGAUCUCGUUUCGUCUGAGGUGGCGCUAGUCCUCGUCCUUACCGUUUUCGAUUUCAGGUAUAAAUCAGCUUGAAAUUGUUGAAUUUCAUUGUAAUCAUUGACUCUUCUGAAAGAAGAAGAGAGAGAAAUGGAAGAAGCUAAGGCUAUGGCUCAGCAGCAGCAGCAGCAGCAGCAGCAGCGUCUCUUACAACACCAGCAACAACAAGUUCAACAACAACAAAAUCAACAGCAGCAACAAUUUCUUCUGUUACAACAACUUCAACAACAACAGGCGGCUAUCUCUCGUUUCCCUUCAAACAUUGAUGCCCAUCUUCGCCCACCUGGUGUCCACCGUCCCAUCACUCUCCAGCAACAAAACCCUAACCCUAACCCCAAUGUUAAUGCUGCUAAUGCUAAUUCUAAUUUGCAGCAACAGAAUCAGCAAAGUUCACAACAGACGCAACAACAGCAGCAACAACAGAAAGGGAUGAGGCCAUUGAACCAAGUGGAGCUCCAGAUGGCAUACCAGGAUGCCUGGCGGGUUUGCCAUCCAGAUGUCAAGCGCCCGUUCACGUCAUUUGAGGAUGCUGUUGACAGGCUACUACCUUAUCAUGUGGUAGCAGACUAUGAAGCAGAGGAAGAUGAUAGAAUUCUUGAUUCUGAUACAACAGGAUUAAUGCCUUCUCGCUCUCAGCAGUGGGAUAACAACAUUGCUGCCAAAGUUGCAGAGUUCACAGCAACAUUUGAGAAACAGGCCCUUGCUUUUAACAUAAUAACACGCAAGCGAGCCAUUGGUGAAUUCCGAUGUGAGGAGAGGUUGAUGAUUGAGCAGGCUCUUCUUCAAGAGGAGAAAAGAGCGAUACAGGAACUGAAGGCAGAAAUAGAGACGAGGGAGAAGGCUGGUAGGGAGGCUCAUGAGGCUAGGUUGCGAAUGGCUGCGAUGGUUCAAGCAGAGCAAGCUCGAGCCGAGUCUCAUGCUCGUGAUGAAAUGAUGGCUCGAGCACCAAUAAGGGCAAGUGUUCUUGGUUCUCAAGGCAAUAAUAUUGGUGAUGAUAUGGGAGAGCAGGAACAAGGUGUUAACCCAGAUGAAAUGAUGAACGGAUGGGGAAGCAAUACACAGAGAGAUGAGAAGGAGCCAUCUGAAGAUUUCUUGAAUGACGAGGAAACUGAAAAUGAGGAGACAGGUAUGCAAGACGAGUGGCGGGAAGUGGGAAAUUUUGAUUUGAACUCCAGGUGAACUCAUGAGAAAUCUUAAACAACAAUCUCCACAAGGGAAAUCAAUGCAAUUUUUUAUGUCGUGAGCUUUAAGGUAAAUUUGAUUGAUGAAUGUCAACUUUUUCUUCUUUCUGUGAACUUAUGAAUCUUUAUAAAGUGGGUAUAUAUAGCAGGUUGACUGUUAUUAUCCUAUUUGUGGGUUGUAUUGCCUCACAUUAUUUCUUCUCCGGAAAGUGAGUUUCAGAAUAA